This is a messenger RNA of Asterias rubens (European starfish), 9070 nucleotides long. Its product is annotated as 1-phosphatidylinositol 3-phosphate 5-kinase-like. The transcript is spliced from 39 exons. Gene Ontology annotation, biological process: intracellular signal transduction; phosphatidylinositol metabolic process. Bases 110 to 7258 code for a protein of 2382 amino acids. NCBI's taxonomy places the organism in Eukaryota, Metazoa, Echinodermata, Asteroidea, Forcipulatida, Asteriidae. Gene Ontology annotation, molecular function: metal ion binding; ATP binding; 1-phosphatidylinositol-3-phosphate 5-kinase activity. The record is from RefSeq and is a predicted model, not a curated record.
CUUCGCUAGACUAUGACGUGUUGACAUUUUGUAGGAAGUUGUUUUGAUCGGAAAACAACAUUUUGCAGUCUGUUUUAAUUAUGUUAAAAGGUCUCUAAUUCUAAAGCCAAUGGAUCCUCGAGCAGUUUACCGGAAGAAUUCAGAGGAGAUUUCCACCAAUUUAUUCCGGGAUACUGCAGCGACCCCUCAGCCAAUCAUGGUAGUCGACAAUGAGGGCAAGAAAGAUGAGAUCACAUGGUUUCGUAGACUAUCACCUGACCAGAAAACAUCCUCACGAUUUUCCCUUCCGGAAUGGCUGCGCAGAUCGAAAGGAGGAUCUCCAUCUCCUUCCAAAGAAGCUGCUGUUUCCUCAUCACAACAACCUCAACCCCAAACCCUCCAGCAGUCAUCCUCACUUCCUAAUCUAUUAGCAAGUGUUAGGCAAGAUGAGAAACUCAGCACCACUGAGAGGAAGGAUGAGCGUGGGGUCAUUGCUUCGGCUUUGGGACCUUUGGCUGAUCUUGGUCAGAAAUCCUCUGGACUUAGGAUUGACAUGUCAUCCAAACAGGAAGGAUCCAAGCUGCCUCCUGAACGUUCUUUACAUCAACAGCAGCAGCAGCAUUCUAAGCUGACCUUACCGCUGCGACUCGGUACACAGCGAGAGGAAGACUCUGAACCUCGGCCUGUGUGGGAGUCGGGCAAGAGACCUCCUCGGACUUUAUCGACUGUCCUCCGUCAUAUCACUACUGUAGUCGAUAGAUCCGGACAGGUUCCGCAGGACUACAGAGAUAGUGAUUUCAAGCAAUACUGGAUGCCUGAUAGUCAGUGCAAAGAAUGCUAUGAAUGUGGUGAGAAGUUCACCACACUCCGUCGACGUCACCACUGCCGUGUUUGUGGCCAGAUCUUCUGCCGACGGUGCUGCAAUCAGGAGGUUCCAGGAAAGUUCAUGGGAUACACAGGAACUCUGCGUGUGUGUACCUACUGUUGUAAGAUCGUCUUGAGCUGUGCCCAGACCUCCUUGGGUGAUAUUAAGAUGCUUCAUGAUGAUCUAAGUCUAGUAGCAAGUGAGAUUUCAUCCCCGACACCAGACAGUAUGACACCAAGAAAGAAGAUCGAUGACUCUAGUCGGAUUCGACAAAGAACAUUCAGUGGCAGUAGUAUGGAUGGAGGGUCCAACCCGUUUGAAUUUGUCGUUCAGACACCAACAUCCACUAACCUAGCUAAGUCUAUCAGCAGUGUGGCACAAGAACGACAACAUCUUCUCAAGGAUUCUGCACAAUUACGGCAACUGUGGCUUCUCAUCCAGCAUCCAAACAACGACAUUAUGUUUCAGAAUCACCGUUUCCGUCUACGGACGUACAAUGAUUGCAUAGUAGGCAGUGAGCUUGUAGACUGGUUGCUACUGAAAGACAAAGCAACACACAGACUACAGGCUGUAGCGAUUGGUCAAGCCUUACUGGAUGCUAAAUGGCUGCAGAGUGCCACAAGUCACGACCACACCUUCUGGGACGAGUAUGCACUAUACCGCGCUGGCAAAACUGCACUCACAACAACGUCAUCUAAAGAUUUAGAUGUAAGCUUGACGGAGGAAGGAGAAAUAAACACUAUGGAGGACAACAUGGAACCUGUUUGGUUUAGAGAGAUCGAUCAAGAAGACAAAGGAAACCUGACAGACGAUGACGGGCUCGCGAAAUUAACCUCCAGCGACUCGGAGGACAAGCCCGAUUUCGUCAAGAGGCACAGACGACUGACGUCUGGCGAUCUGAUCGAUCAGUGGAACCGUGGCCGGCGCCCUUCAACAGAUUUCUUCACUGGUUCCCCUCUCAGUAGCAAUAAAGCUUCUAUGGAGAAUCUUCAAAGAGAACCAUCUGGAAAUUGGGACCAAGAGGGCGCCCUACCAGGAAUUGGAGAAGUCUUCCCAAACGGAGCUUUAUACAGUGUUGGGCUCAACCAUUCCACCCAUACACGAGGUCCAGUUCUAUCUCACGGCUGGCUAGACAUGGAAUCAGUCAGUCAGGAGAAUGGUGAGAAAGACACGUUAGAAACCCUGGUAUCGACAAGCUCUGGUCAUCUAGAGAGACUGGUGGAACAGCAACUUACUACCGAAGGGCUUGACUUGACCUGGGCAGGGACAAUCCAACAACUUGCUCAGAGAAUAUGUGCUCAGGUUAAACCAGAUGUAAUGAACGGAGAUGAUAUGGACAUUCGUCAUUAUGUCCACAUUAAGAAGGUUCCAGGUGGUUCUCAGAAAGAUUGCCUUCUGGUGAAUGGAACUAUCUGUACCAAGAACAUCGCUGAUAAAAAGAUGUUGCGAGAUAUAAGCAACCCCAGGAUCCUCCUUUUGCAGUCCGCCAUCGAGCAUCAAAGAGUAGAGAAUAAAUUCUCAUCAAUAGAUCCCAUUGUUUUACAGGAACAUGAGUAUUUGAAGAACUGUGUAUCAAGGAUUGCGUCCCUGAAGCCAAAUAUUCUGAUUGUUGAGAAGACAGUCGCACAACUAGCUCGGACAUUUCUCUUACACAACGGCAUCACAUUGGUACUCAACAUGAAACCUUCUGUUAUGGAGCGAUUGAGUCGAUUCACUGAAGUGAGUUUGAUUCCAUCCACGGAUCAUAUCAACCAGAAUACUCCAAUGGGUUACUGUCACAUGUUUCAUCUACAGAAGUAUGAAUUACCAAAAGGUUUCUCCAAGACAUUAAUGUUCUUUGAAGGUUGCCGCAGCCAUCUUGGAUGCUCGGUUCUACUGAGAGGUGGUGACUACCAUCAACUCAAGAAGGUGAAGAAAGUUCUUCAGUUCGUUGUCUAUGCCAGGUAUCACUCCCGUCUUGAGAUCUCCUUCCUCAUGGAUGAGUUUGCCAAGCCUCCGUCUCAACCAACGGACACUGAUCCUAUAACCAUCAUCUCACCUGAAUCCAACACUGCUAUGACCCCCACCCUAGGUGUCUCUGAUAGCAUCAGUGAAGGCCUUGCAACCGUACAGGAUUCAGGAAUAGUGGUAGGAGAGGGCGAUCAGGUUGAUAUCGUCAGUGAGCAGUCUCAGGUUGAGGAGCAAGAGAUGAAAGAUGAGGUGGAUGCGGCAAGGAUGGGCUUCCGAGCAACGAUGUCUUCCAUGAAGAAGCUCCUGAAGUCCAAAGUGACUAAUGCGAAGACACCACCGCCGUCUGGUCCAGAGCAGGACCAUGAAAAUCAUCAUGAAGACAGCCUGGAAGUUGCAAGGAAUGACAGAUCACUUCUAAUUGAGCAACGAUUGCUUCGGGAAGCCGAGGAAGAUGUAGUUGAUCAACAGUCAGCAUCUCCCAAGAAGCUUCCGACGGACGAAGACGAUGAGGAGAAUUCCAUGUUCAGUAGUUUAGGAAGCAGCAAAGAUCGUCAUUUUCCUCAAGAAGCGGCUGGUAAUCAAUUGGCCACACAGGAAUCUGUUACAAGUCUACAUAAAAGUGGAUCUGUUCCAGAGUUUGACCACGAGGCAAUGACCAAAGAUCUAGAAUCCAAAUUCUUAGAGUUGAGAAGACACAAGCUGGCAUCAGUUGACAACGCUUCAAUGGGGAGCCUGGAUGAUAUAGCCCACAUGACUCUUUGUGUCCCUACAAAAUCUAAAUCUUCAUUUAAUACAGCACUGAGUGAUGAGCUUCUAUCAAUCUCACCUCAUGUGAAGUUCAACAUCCCUUACUUGGAGGGUAAGGCUGGUAAAGAGUCUCCUCUAAGGCGUUUUUUCCCUACAGAUGAAUUCUACUGGUCUCCAAAGCUUCCUGGACUCAGCCAUGAUGUCUCCGAAGCAGACACAGCAACUCAACAGGCAGAGCCGAAUUACGGUAACGUGGAUCGCUGCAGUCGUGCCUCCAACGCUGUCACCAUCAAGCCUCCGCAUCCUUUCACCUUCUCACAACUCACGGAAGACGCAAAAGACGAAACAACGCGGAGUCUCUUGGCAAACUUCCGGGCUCGUGGAGGACGCAUAAUCCAGCAAGUUCCUCCUUUGCAUCCUCCCGAUGCUAUAGUUCAAUCUGACGACGCUAAGACUGUCUCUAAAGGCAACCAAGAGAAGGCGUAUCGUCGACGCCAAGACUGCCUGGAUAUCUACAACCAUCAGAGAUUGUUACUGCAGUUCUGUAGCUAUUCCCAUCUCUCUAGUAAUGUACCCAAUCACUGCGUAACUCCUUGGACUGUAACGAUGGAGUUUUAUAGCAGGAAUGAUCUGACCCUUGGAGAGUUCUUGGAAAGAUACUGCUUCAGCGCUAAAUACAAAUGUCCGAAUGAGCUUUGUGAUGCGGCCAUGGCAGACCACAUCAGACGUUUUGUACACGGCAACGCUUCUAUUCAUGUCUUGCUACGCCAUCUUGAGAGCGCUAUCCCUGGCUUCACAGACAAGAUCCUCAUGUGGAGCUGGUGUCGGAAAUGUAGACAGGUAACCCCAGUUCAGCCAAUGUCUCUGGAUAGUUGGCAUAUGUCUUUUGGGAAGUAUUUGGAGCUACGGUUUCACUGUAAGGAGUAUGGCCGAAGACUGAGUGCCUUACCGUGCGGUCACUCGCUACAUAGACAUCAUUAUCAGUACUUCGGUCAACACAACAUAGUCGCCUCAUUCAAAUACAGCCCCAUACUGCUGAGAGAAGUCUGUCUUCCACCUCUACCUCUUCAUAUCCAGCAAGCAUUCCGUUCCUACCCAGCAUCUUCUGAAGAAUUCAAUAUACUCUCCUCCAAGGGCUCGCACCUACUGAGGGAUAUCUACACCAAGAUUAAUGCAAUAACAGGAGUAGAUGACACUAUUAUACAGGCCAUACAGUACUUAGAGAAGAGGAAUGUUCAAUUCAUGACCCAGUAUCAAGUGGACAACAACAAAUUCUGCCAGAAAGCAAGAGAGCUGCAAACCAAAAUAUCCAAUCUGAGCACUCAGACGGCUGCAUCAGCCAAUCAGAGCAAAGAAAUAACCAAUCUGCAACUGGAUAUUGAGGACUGUAUUGUGAAUGUCAAACAGUUUGUGUCUAAGAUCGCUAUGGACUGGAACAAUCGGUUCAGUGAAUUUAUCCUCCAGGAAAAGGAACGAAAUAAGAGGAAGAGUAGCCCUUCACUUUCCCGUCAAGAACUCAACAUGGCUACAGCAGCAGCCGCAGCCAUCAAAGAGAUAGAAGAGGAAUCACCGACUCACACACCUCCCUCAAAGACCCCAGGCAACCGUGCUUCUUACCCUCCCGCUACCUCUGACCAAUCAGCCGCUCCAUACGGGUCGAGUCUACCAAUGGUCAUACCCCCAAUGGUAGUUCCAACAUUGACCAAUCUCCCUCCAGAUGUAAUUGAAACUCAAGAGAGUUAUGAGGACUCAAACUCGUCCACAACUUGUGGCCGAUCACGAGAUGACAGCUUCGACACCAUCUUACCAAGACCUCGUGCUUAUCACGAUCAACUCUACAUCAAUAACAGACCUAGCUAUGGGAUAUCACCAGGCAUGUAUGCUGGUCUGGCCUACAGACCCGUUACAGAGCCAUCCAUUGAUGCUGUUGAUCAUGACCUUGCUAUCAUUGAGAUGCCAGAUCCGGAACCAGCAGCUGCUAGUCCCUCCCCAACGAAGGAGGCUAGACUCACCCUAGGAUCGCCUACUAGAGAGGUCAAUGUCACUCAAGUGCCUAAGUCUCCUACCAAAGGAGGUGCUGUGACCCCAGGGAGUAAAACUGAAGAUACAAGCAGCAAAGAGAACGGUAAACAGUCAUCCAUUACAACCUCAUCAUCGGACGGUGCGGAUCAGCCUGAUGUGUUUUUCCCAUCCUCCAAGGCUGACCAGACUCAAUCCACACAAAGCUCAUCCUACAAAAGCAAGCAAGCUAAUAGUGCUAUGAAAGCAUUCUUCAAUACACUCAUGUCUAGUAGUGAUAUGGGGAGAGUGGAUUCACCCUAUCCACCAGAGGAGCAUCAUAUCUUACCUCAGUGCACUGUAACUCCAAUCAUCAUAUAUGACCAGGAACCAAGCUCUAUUAUUGCAUACGCAUUGAGCUCUGAGCAAUACAAAACUCAGCUGUAUGAACUUCAGCAACCUGACCUACUUCCACCAAGCGAGGCCGCUGCUCAGGCAGACGUACUUCAUGAUCUUAAGAAUACAAGCCCCAUCCCAAGACGUCACAUGCCGUUUGAGAGUAGCCAAGGAGCAAACGAUGGGAAGGACCAUCCAAAACGACCUGCACUCACACGAAAGACCAGCAAGGGUGUUAUUUCAUUUCUUCGUAGUAAGAUUCCUGAAAACUCCAGCAGUAGUUCUGUCACUCUGCAACAUAAAGAUGAUUCUCAUGUUGAUGCUGUGCAAUAUCAAACCUUAGGUAGUGAUGAGACAUCAUUGUCUUCAGCUGUAGACAGUAAAGACGAUACAGAUUUUGAUUUCUUCUCAUCAAGUCUUGCUGAGAAAAGAAACCUCUCAUCACCGCACAUUGAAUUACAAUUCACUGAUGCUGCAACCAACACACAGUUCUUCUGCCAGGUAUAUCAUGCCGAUCAGUUUCUUCAACUUCGCAAGUAUGUUUUCCCAGCUGGUGAGGAAACCUACAUCAGAUCGUUAUCACGUUCUGUUUCGUGGCUCGCUCAAGGAGGCAAAUCACGCUCAAAGUUCCUUAAAACAAAAGAUGAUAGGUUCGUACUGAAGCAGAUAUCUCGUUUGGAGUUCCAAUCCUUCAAGGAAUUCGCUCCGCAUUAUUUUAAAUACAUUGAGCAGGCGAAUACUGAACAGAGACCGACAACACUUGCCAAAAUUCUUGGCGUUUACAAAGUUGGCUACCAGAACCCCAUCACUAACACGGCUCAGAAACAUGUUCUACUCAUAAUGGAGAAUCUAUUCUAUCAACGACGUAUGGGUCAAGUGUUUGAUCUUAAGGGGUCAAUUAGAAAUCGUCACGUUAAGACGACGGGACAGGAACCAGACUUAGUGCUGAUGGAUGAAAACCUCUUGAAACAUAUGGUUGAUUCACCACUAUUCAUACGCAGCCACAGCAAGGCAGCGUUAACAAUGGCCGUCCAUUACGACAGUAUGUUUCUUGCAAAGCACUUUAUCAUGGACUACUCUCUACUUGUGGGUCUGGAUGCAAAAACUGAACAACUUGUAGUUGGUGUCAUCGAUUACAUUCGCACAUUUACGUGGGACAAGAAGCUGGAGAUGAUGGUCAAAUCAACAGGAAUUGUUGGUGGACAAGGGAAAAUGCCAACAGUGGUUUCUCCGGAGCUGUAUCGAACUCGAUUCUGUGAAGCAAUGGAUAAAUAUUUUCUCUUAGUCCCAGACCGCUGGACUAACUUAGGAUCAGAAUUUUAAGUUUAAAAAUCAGGAUUUCAGAUUGUAGUCUUUCACAGCAAUAAUUUGGAAUAAAUGGUGUUUCAGUUGAGUAAGUAAAAUGAGGGAAUUAAAGUGUGUCUAUUUUUCUUGGAAGAACGAUAGUGCUGUUGUUGGGAUUGAAACAACUUGAAUAAAGUAUCUCUACAAAGAAAUUCUAUGAUUCAUUUCAUUUUAUUUAUUACUACAUCCUUCCACUUAACAUAAAACACCAUUUAGCAAUUGAAAUAUGUACAUAAAAAUGGUAUAUAAUACAAGAAAACAUAUAGUUUAAAAUGGAAAAGUACAAACAUUUAUUUACAUUUGAUUAACAAUGGAUAAGCUUGCUAAAGAGCUAGCCCUAUUAAAGUUUGUGAAAGGAACUUGUUUCUUGCUAGAUGCUGGCAUAGAUGUAGUUUGCAUAACUUUCUUGCUAGAUGCUGGCAUAGAUGUAGUUUGCAUAACUUUCUUGCUAGAUGCUGGCAUAGAUGUAGUUUGCAUAACUUUCUUGCUAGAUGCUGGCAUAUAUGUAGUUUGCAUAACUUUCUUGCUAGAUGCUGGCAUAGAUGUAGUUUGCAUAACUUUCUUGCUAGAUGCUGGCAUAAAUGUAGUUUGCAUAACUUUCUUGCUAGAUGCUGGCAUAUAUGUAGUUUGCAUAACUUUCUUGCUAGAUGCUGGCAUAUAUGUAGUUUGCAUAACUUUCUUGCUAGAUGCUGGCAUAGAUGUAGUUUGCAUAACUUUCUUGCUAGAUGCUGGCAUAGAUGUAGUUUGCAUAACUUUCUUGCUAGAUGCUGGCAUAGAUGUAGUUUGCAUAACUUUCUUGCUAGAUGCUGGCAUAGAUGUAGUUUGCAUAACUUUCUUGCUAGAUGCUGGCAUAUAUGUAGUUUGCAUAACUUUCUUGCUAGAUGCUGGCAUAUAUGUAGUUUGCAUAACUUUCUUGCUAGAUGCUGGCAUAGAUGUAGUUUGCAUAACUUUCUUGCUAGAUGCUGGCAUAGAUGUAGUUUGCAUAACUUUCUUGCUAGAUGCUGGCAUAGAUGUAGUUUGCAUAACUUUCAUCAAUGUGAACACAAGUAAUGAUGAAUUAAGGGAGCAUCAAUCUGCAGUGUGUAGCAGAAAUACACUUGAGGUGGUGCAUUUGGACGGAGAAAAUCAUUUUGCUUGUGUAAAAUGAUGAAUUAACAAUUAAUAAAAAAUGGUAACCUAGCACUAACAUAAUUUAGCUCUCGUAAUAAUAUUUGGUGGGAUAAAUUCGGUUGCAUAUUAUUAUUUUGUUCUAUUUAUAUCAUACACAGUCCAAAGUGAAGGUCAAGUUUAUCAAUUUUCUCUUAUUUUUUCUGGUCUUGGUUAAUGUUUCCAAAUACAUGAACAUGUCUUCUCAUUACUUUACUGAGCCCUUGUGCAUACAUAAUACUUGAAACCCAUGGUCAAAAAACAAGCUGGUUGCCUAAUUUUCUCAUAACCUGUGCUUAAGCAAAUAUUUCUGCUACUAGCAUGAAAAUUUGCUGAUCGUUAAGCAGCGCUAUGAAAUUGGCCCCAGAUGUCCUGUAUAAAGUAACUCAAAUGUAUAGUGUGCUUAUAUGGAAGCUAACAAAACUAAUGUACUUGCCAAGAACAGACAUUUUAUAAAAAUCUGGCAGAUGAUAAUAUUAAUACAAAUUAUAUUUGUUAUUUUGCUCAUUAAAAGAAAAUGUGCAUAUUUUUCUUUGAUUAGGAUUUGAUCAUUCCAUAUUAUUUAUAUAUUAUAUUAUUGCAUACAAUGUUAACUCUGUCAAACAGGAAGAAUGUUUAUGAAAUAAAAGCUAAGUAUGGAAACAG